This is a messenger RNA of Amphiprion ocellaris (clown anemonefish), 1641 nucleotides long. RefSeq names its product methylenetetrahydrofolate dehydrogenase (NADP+ dependent) 2, methenyltetrahydrofolate cyclohydrolase (gene mthfd2). Gene Ontology annotation, cellular component: mitochondrion. Gene Ontology annotation, molecular function: methenyltetrahydrofolate cyclohydrolase activity; methylenetetrahydrofolate dehydrogenase (NAD+) activity; methylenetetrahydrofolate dehydrogenase (NADP+) activity. The record is from RefSeq and is a predicted model, not a curated record. Gene Ontology annotation, biological process: tetrahydrofolate interconversion. The coding region runs from base 80 to 1096 and encodes 338 amino acids. The transcript has 8 exons. NCBI's taxonomy places the organism in Eukaryota, Metazoa, Chordata, Actinopteri, Pomacentridae.
CCACUGACUCUCCGUCUGUCCGGCCGGGCGCUGGUGUAUUUCGUAACCGGCGGUGGUGUCUCCUCUCCUCCUCUCAGCCAUGGCAGCGGUCAGGACUCUCAGGAAACUGUGCCAACACUCCCAGCACCAAGUCUGUAAACUGCACACGUCCGCCUCGAGGCAGGAGGCAGUGGUCAUCUCAGGAAAGAAACUUGCGCGGCAGAUUCGCGAGGAGGCCCGGGUCGAUGUGGAGAAAUGGGUUCUAGCCGGCCACAGGAGACCCCAUCUGAGUGUGGUCCUCGUGGGAGACAACCCAGCCAGCCACUCCUACGUCCUGAACAAGACACGUGCUGCGGCCGAUGUCGGAAUCUCAAGUGAGACAAUUCUCAAGCAUUCAGACAUCAGUGAGGAGGAGUUACUGGACUUGAUCUACAAACUCAACGCAGACCACCGUGUGGACGGCCUGCUGGUCCAGCUGCCUCUGCCAGACCACAUCGACGAGCGUACGAUCUGCAAUGCAGUUUCCCCGACGAAGGACGUAGAUGGUUUCCACGUAGUCAACGUGGGUCGCAUGUGCCUGGAUCAGUCCACCAUGCUGCCUGCCACUCCCUGGGGAGUCUGGGAAAUUAUUAAACGCACAGGUAUUCCUACUCUUGGGAAGAAUGUCGUGGUUGCAGGACGCUCCAAGAACGUGGGAAUGCCCAUUGCCAUGUUGCUGCACACAGACGGCCGACACGAGAGGCCCGGAGGUGAUGCCACAGUCACCAUUUCUCACCGUUACACUCCAAAGGAUCAACUUCGCCAGCACACUAAAAUCGCUGAUAUCAUCGUGGCUGCUGCAGGGAUUCCAAACCUGAUUACGGCGGACAUGAUCAAAGAGGGAGCAGCAGUGAUCGACGUCGGAAUAAACAGAGUGCAGGACCCCGUCACUGGGAAGAACAGGCUGGUGGGAGACGUGGAUUUUGAAGGUGUGAGACAGAAGGCGGGAUUCAUCACCCCGGUGCCAGGAGGAGUUGGACCCAUGACUGUGGCGAUGCUCAUGAAAAACACUAUCAAAGCAGCAAAGAACGUCCUGCUGUUCCCCCCAGAGAGGAUCCGCAUGGCAGCUGCGUCUUAAUGGGUCACAACAAAUCCCACCAACAGCGACACAUUCCUCCCGAGCACCACCACAUCCUCAUUUUGGACUCGGAGCGACCUGCUGGGCUCCGCUUGCACACAGACUGGAAAGAUGAGAGCUUUGAGGCUCUCUUUCUGCUGACAUCUUUAACCUUUCCUAACUUCAAGUCCAGCCAUGUUUAGACUGUUACUCAUGCAGCUGCACGUUUUUAUGUACCAGAGUUUUCAGUAUUUAUCAUUUGCAAUGUACUUCUUUGGUGGUUUUUAAGGAUUCUUAAGAUAUUGUUUUAUUUAUUGCUACAGUGACACGGUAUUUAAACAUGAAUGAGGACAGGUGACAUAUUUAACUUGAAGCUAGUGAGCAGCUGAAGCAGAGAGAUUGAGGCCUGUCUGUUGUGUUUCUUUCAGUUUAGUUUAGCCUUAUGUACCAAGAGUGAUAAGGGCUAACACCAUCAGGAACAACUACGUUUAUCAAUUUACAAGCUUUAAAGAUUCACAAUUGCCUUUGUAAAAACUUUGAAAUAAAGAUUACAGAUAUGUUCUCAA